Messenger RNA from Synchiropus splendidus (mandarinfish), 2686 nucleotides. It is a transcript of the gene omgb, whose product is annotated as oligodendrocyte myelin glycoprotein b. Gene Ontology annotation, molecular function: protein binding. Gene Ontology annotation, biological process: neuron projection regeneration. The transcript is spliced from 2 exons. The record is from RefSeq and is a predicted model, not a curated record. Bases 235 to 1512 code for a protein of 425 amino acids. Lineage: Eukaryota; Metazoa; Chordata; Actinopteri; Syngnathiformes; Callionymidae.
CAAGAUCCAUAUCCGUAUAAGAGGCAAUAACAGUCCAAUGCUGCUUCAGAGAAGCAAAGGAGCAAAACAGCUUGAAAAGUCUGCGCCGGACAAGUGAGCAAAGGUCACGUUCCGUAAGAGGGGAAUCCACUUUGAGCAGCAGCUGCUAAACGGCUGAAGAAGAGGCAGAGGAGGAGGAGGAGAGCAGGGGCUGGACGGCAAAUAGAAGCAGAGAAAAGUAACUGGAAUGUUAAGAUGAGAAGGAGACUGCUGACAUUUCCACCCCACGUGGUUCUCCUGGAACUCCUGCUGGUCUUGCUGCUGGUGUCUGGUGUCCUCACUGUGUGUCCGUCCGCAUGUACCUGCAACCGCAGCCACCGGGAGGUGGACUGCUCCUGGAGGGGCCUGCGAUUUCUCCCCGAUGGGCUCCAGCAUAACCUGCGAUCGCUUAACUUAUCCCACAACCGCUUCCACCACCUGGAUGAGCAGCUGACCUCGUACACACAUCUACGCGUCCUUGACUUGUCUCACAACCGACUGAACCGCCUCCCCUCCGGCUUGCCUCGCUCCCUCUGGCAUCUCUACGCCGCCUCCAACCGUGUCCAGGUGCUGGACAAGAACGACACGGCGUAUCAGUGGAACUUACAAACCCUGGACGUCUCUGACAAUCGCCUGGAACGGGCUAUUUUUAUCAACAACACCUUGAUUAAUCUGAGUAAGCUCAACAUGAGCUAUAAUCACUUCUGGACCUUACCCACAAACAUGCCGAGCCGCCUGGAGACCAUUGACCUAUCCAACAAUCUUCUGGUGCAGGUACUGCCCGGCUCGCUGGACCGGCUUCACAAGCUCACCCACUUCUAUCUACAUUCAAACCGCUUCUCCAUGUUGCCCACAGGAGUGUUGGACCAGCUUGUGUCUCUGCGUGUCAUCACUUUGUUCAACAACCCGUGGACCUGCCACAUUCAUGAGGACUUGGCUUACUUGGUCAGGUGGGCUAAGGAGACCCGUGCCCAUGUCUUGGGCUGCCCAUGCCACACGCAGCCCGCCUGUGGAUGGGUCCGCCCUGGCUGGCACUUUGCGUCCCACAACAUGCCGCCUGUCACAGCGUAUGACGAGAGCCUUUCUGUGACCGGGUGGUGGCAUUCGUCCAGUCCUGCCACGCCCACCGACCAGCCGCCCAGAUCAACAGGCAUUCUCCAAACCAUUCAUCACUUUUCUGCUCCGGCUGGCCCAGCUGCUGCAGAUAACACACGCCACGCUGAUUUCAUCUCCGAGCGAGGUUCACUCGGCACCACCGUCGAGACAUCCUCAAUUAUUGACACCAGCUUCGUAACCGAGACACCCAUCGGAGUCACGCUGGUCACAGAUCAGUCGUUCGUAACACAGAGCUCCUCCAUGCAGACAAAGAAGACAACAACUCUACGAACCAGGAGUGUGAGGAGGAAGAAUCCUAGCAGCUUCAGCAGCAGUCUGUCUCUCAGCACCUGCUCGUCUCUCACGCUCAACCUGCUGUUUCUCAUUCUGGUCCUCUGAAACAGCAAGACUCAAAUAAUUCAAGGCACAAAAUCAAACUAACUGUGUCGGUUUCUUCAGCCGACUGUUUGUGCUGAACUGGACCAACGCCCUGUUGAUGCGUCUCUACCACAAGGAACUCUGAAUGAAGCGCACAAAUGGAAAAACUGAAGCAUGAAUGGAAUUCUCCAUGUGAGCCAUGGGCCUGAAUUAAACCUACCGUAAUCCAAACCCACUCACAUCAUCGCUUCAUGUAUGCAUGGCUCAUGUGGAAGUGCAGGUGGGACAGCAGGUGUUUACAUUGACUUACCAUGUCUAUUGACUUGCUGUACUUCCACAAGUGUAGAAGUAGGUGUAGAAUGUUAACUGGAAGUAAAGUGCUGUAUCCUUGCAAACACUUAAACUGAUGUUUUUAAGAUGAAAUUCAAAUGUACAUCUCAAACUGUGUAUUUUAUUUAUCUGCUGAUGUGAUAUGAAAGGAAUAGGCUUCCUCUAACAUUUGUUUUUGGAAAAUGCUGAACUUUUUAUUGGUAUUUUCUGUGUUAAGAUGUCCUUUGAAUCCAAACAGUCUCUUUAUUUGUUUUUUGUUUUUUUUUUCGUUUUGCACUUGAGUUGCUUUGCAUGAGGUUGGAAUGUAUAUUAUAGAUUUGGGAACCUUCGAAUGGUUUUCUGAAACAGGAAUUUGGAAAAGCCUUUAUAUUGGUGUUCCAUCUAAAUAAGAUUCAUUAAGAUACAUCAUCUAAUUAUCACAACAAAGACAGACUGUGAGAGAGAAUCAAGUGAAUGAAUGUUUACUUUCAUCUCCUCUAAUACACUGAAAAUGUGUUACAUGACCUAUUGUAUCACAGGGCUUCUUUUUAAUUAUUUUAUUUUGAAUAAAAAUUCGAUAAAGUAUACGUAUAAUGUUUUUAUAUACAUAUAAAAGGGAAAACUCAGACAAGAAGAAAGAGUACCUGUACCAGAAAGAUAUUUAUAAUAUGUGCAAAAUAUUUGCACCGCUUGGCUAUUUGCAUAGUUGCAGUUUCGUAUCAGAAAGACUCCUAUGAGACCGGCACAUUUUGCCGACAGCAGCACAAGAAGCAUGUCAUUGUAGAAUUGCACAACGGUGCCUCGUCAUUAACAUGUUAAACGUGAACAAAAUAAUAAAAAAUAUAAAUGUUAGCACCAAGGGCUAAACCUGUGGUGGCCGCUUGGA